CCGCAGGGUCACGCGGAGGCCCCAUAAAAGCGCGCGGAGGAGCCCCGGCACUCGUGGAGCUCGACGCCCAGCCUUUUUCCCCCUCCGCCUUUGCUGGAGCGAAGGAGCAGGAGAAGCCAGGGAAGGAAGAGAAGAUGUUGUUUUGGCACACGCAGCCGGAGCAUUACAACCAGCACUCCACAGGCAGCUAUUUGCGUGAUGUCCUCGCACUGCCGAUCUUUAAACAAGAAGAGCCUCAGCUUUCCCCUGAGAAUGACACAAAACUCCCUCCAUUUCAAUAUGUGCUUUGUGCAGCUACAUCGCCUGCUGUGAAACUUCAUGAAGAGACCCUGACCUAUCUCAACCAAGGUCAGUCUUACGAAAUCCGUCUACUUGAAAAUAGGAAAUUGGGAGAGUUUCAAGAUUUAAACACAAAAUAUGUAAAGAGCAUAAUUCGUGUGGUUUUCCAUGACCGCCGCUUGCAGUAUACAGAACACCAGCAGCUUGAAGGCUGGAGAUGGAGUCGGCCUGGAGAUCGCAUCCUUGAUAUAGAUAUCCCACUGUCUGUUGGUAUCUUAGACCCCAGAGCCAGUCCAACACAGCUGAAUACAGUUGAAUUUUUGUGGGAUCCAUCUAAGAGGGCGUCAGCAUUCAUUCAGGUCCACUGUAUAAGUACAGAAUUUACUCCAAGAAAACAUGGAGGAGAGAAGGGGGUACCUUUCCGGAUACAAAUGGACACAUUCAAACAGAAUGAGAAUGGGGAAUAUACAGAACACUUGCAUUCUGCAAGUUGCCAGAUCAAAGUAUUUAAGCCUAAAGGAGCAGAUAGGAAACAGAAAACAGACAGAGAAAAAAUGGAGAAGAAAACUACCCAAGAAAGGGAGAAAUAUCAGCCUUCCUAUGAUACCACCAUCCUCACAGAGUGCUCCCCGUGGCCAGAUGUGCCUUAUCAAGUGAACAACGCUCCGUCUCCAAGUUACAACAGCUCUCCAAACAGUUUCAGCCUUGGAGAUGGCAACAAUUCUCCAACUGAACAGGUGGAGCUCCUACCUCCCAGCAAUGACCAUCUCCUCCCCUCUGCUUCUAUUCAAGAUGCUCAGCAGUGGCUUCAUCGAAAUAGGUUUUCUCAGUUCUGUAGACUCUUUUCAAGUUUCUCAGGUGCUGACUUACUGAAGAUGUCCAAAGAAGAUUUUGUUCAGAUCUGUGGCCCGGCUGAUGGCAUUCGACUUUUUAACGCCAUUAAAGGAAGGAAUGUAAGGCCUAAGAUGACCAUAUAUGUCUGUCAAGAGCCUGAACAAAAUCGGUCUCAUCUUCACCAAAAACGAGAGAACGGAGAUGGCAACCUGUGUAUAUACCAUGCUAUCUUCUUAGAAGAACUGACAACAUUGGAAUUAAUGGAGAAGAUUGCAAACUUGUACAGUAUUUCCCCACAACAGAUAAACAGGAUCUAUCGGCAGGGACCCACAGGCAUCCAUGUAUUAGUGAGCAACGAGAUGGUUCAAAACUUUCAAGAUGAAUGCUGCUUUGUCAUCUCUACAUUAAAAGCUGAAAGUAACGAUGGCUACCAUAUCAUUCUGAAAUGACCUGCCUCUCUGUAUCAUGGGACUAUAAACAGCUCUAGACUAUGAUGCCUCACCCACAUCUCUGCAGUUCAGACUGGAAAGAUGGAAAAUACAUUUGAAUAAAAUGCUCCUUUUAACUGAAUGCCCUAAACAGAAAAUUUAAAGUGUGCGAAUUUCAGAAUGGUGAAGACUAGAAAACGUUUGAAAUAAUUCAUCAAUCUCCUUUCGUUUUCCUCCCCCUGGCUUUUCCUUUCCCAAACUUUCUUCUUCUUGUUUUUCCUUUUAGGACAACUUAGUUGUAGGUCACUUUGUGUCUUUAUUCAAAAUAGUAUGCCUUUUUGGGGAAAAAAAUAGACAAAUAUCCCUGUUUCUUCGUGAAAACAAUUUUUUUCCCACACCUUAGGACUAAAAAAUAGGUUAAAAUGGAUUCGUCUGCUAUGUGCCCCUGACUGUAGCUUUUGUUCUCCUCAAUACAAUUCAACAGCUCCCAUUUUGCUGUAUAUGCAAAAGAAAGGGCUGGCUAUGGUUGCUGAGAAUGGACAAUUAUUUCCUCCUAGAGCAGUGGUUCUCAACCUGUGGGUCCCCAGGUGUUUUGGCCUACAACUCCCAGAAAUCCCACCAGUUUACCAGUUUACCCACAGGUUGAGAACCACUGUCCUAGAUGCAUCUCUAGUUGCAGUUGAGUUGUUCCAUGGAACAGAGCAAAAGAUACGACUUAGGAAGAUAAUAGAUUUGGUGUGUGUCUGUUACCUUUCCUCCAGGGAAAACUGGUUACUACUGUAGAUGUGAAUUACUUAUAUUCGCUUUUAUGGCAGAAAAAUUAACAGAUUUGAUCAGGAAACAGUAUCCCUGUGCCUUGAAUAUCUACCAUGACUGUGCUACCAAUUCUUGAUUUCUUGUGUUGUCGAAGACUUUCAUGGCCAGAAUCACUGAGUUGUUUUUGAGUUUUCCAGGCUGUAUGGCCAUGUUCCAAAAGCAUUCCCUCUGGACGUUUCACCCACAUCUAUGGCAGGCAUCCUCUGGAAAGAAUGUUUCUGGAACUUGGCCAUACAGCCUGGAAAACUCACAUCAACCCAGUUUUUAUUCUUGUCACUCUUCGAGCAGCUCUCCCUUUUCUAAAAUACCUCAGUAUCCCUUUUCAGCUAUCAUGUGUUCCAUUUUACAGAUGUUUGUGCUGUUGUUGUUAGUUGCCAUCAAGUCAGCUUUGACUUAUGAAUGCCCUUUGAAUGGGAGACCUCCAGGAGCUCCAGCCAUCAACUAUUGUUCUCAGGUCCUGCAAACAGAAGGCUGGGGCUUGACAUAUAGGAAAGAUGGAGAAACACCAAUGGUCCCAGUCUGAAAGCAAGAAGUAAUAUAAUUUUAGAAGUUGCUUUUCAACAUUGCUGUGACUCCAAUUUGCCAUUUCUAUCAUAUGGAUUGUCAUAAAAACACUUAAAAGUGGGAUGGGGGUGUUAACAUGCUUCUGUUUGCAAUCAUGCACUCAGUGGUCUGGAGAGCAAAGCCUGGACUUGGAACCAUAGAAUCAUAGAAUAGUAGAGUUGGAAGAGACCUCAUGGGCCAUCCAGUCCAACCCCUUGCCAAGAAGCAGGAAAUCGCAUUCAAAGCACCCCCGACAGAUGGCCAUCCAGCCUCUGUUUAAAAGCUUCCAAAGAAGGAGCCUCCACCACAGUCUGGGGGAGAGAGUUCCACUGCCGAACAGCUCUCACAGUGAGAAAGUUCUUCCUGAUGUUCAGGUGGAAUCUCCUUUCCUGUAGUUUGAAGCCAUUGUUCCGUGUCCUAGUCUGCAGGGCAGCAGAAAACAAGCUUGCUCCCUCCUCCCUAUGACUUCCCCUCACAUAUUUGUACAUGGCUAUCAUGUCUCCUCUCAGGCUUCUCUUCUGCAGGCUAAACAUGCCCAGUUCUUUAAGCCUCUCCUCAUAGGGCUUGUUCUCCAGACCUUUGAUCAUUUUAGUUGCCCUCCUCUGGACACAUUCCAGCUUGUCAGCCAAAAUGUUUGGAAUCAGUGCUCUCUGUUUUUCAUUUGGUUGGAUGUUCAAAUAGUCUUCAUCCAUUCUCUAACCCACUAAUUCUAUGUAGAAUUUUAUCUUACCCAAAACCCCUCUCCCUAAAGAACAGUAAUGCCUGAACUAAACGUGAAUUUCUUUUUCCUGCUCAGAAGCUCAAAAGCAGAUAUCUGUGGUAAAAUGAAGUCUGUUUUGCUAAGCUUGAGUGCCUUGAUAUAACUCUUGUAACCUCUGGUUCUGCCAUUGGGCAGACAUUAAUGGAGUCUUUGUGUUGUUUGUUUUUAGUUGUGUUGAAAAUAAUGUAAAACUGGACAGACGCAAUGCAUAGCAUGCAUUGACAUGUAUAUGAGCUGGACACUUGCACCUUGGUCCAAGGAGUGCAGAAGCAGGCUUCUACGCAGACACUCUCCGGCAGAUCAAGAACUGUGCAUAUAAAGAAAUACACACAAUCCUCUUGUGCCUGGGUACCCGCCUCCAGUGCAUGGGGUUUUAACUACAGUGCCAUUCACUGGAUUAGAAGCUGGGCACACAAUGCCCAACAGGUUGCCCAUUCCCAACAGUUGGGUUGACAGACUCUAUACUGCUGCCUUGGAGUCCAAACUUUGACAUCUGUAGAGAUGGCCAGGUCCUCAUGCGCAAAAAUGCAUGUGGCUCUUUAGGCUGCAGCUUUGAUCUGUUUCUACUUGCCUUCAUCUGUCUCUCAGAAGUGAGGAAGAACAUUUAAAUCAUACAUACCUUGUACAGUUGAAAUUGGAUACAGAUAUCACUGAAGAAUAUAAUGAAUGGUUCAAAAUUACAUUUAGCACAUUUGUAACUGCUUGCAUUUUCACAGACGCAUGAAUACUGUACUCUUUGUAACAAUCAUCCUUACAAAUUGAAUUAUUACAGUUUUUAUAGCAGAUUUUUUUUUUUAAAAAAAAUGAAGGUCCUUUCUGAAAAAUAGCUUCGUAUCUCAACAAAUGCUUCAGCUUCUUUAUCCGUAUUGAAACAUAUUGUUCUGGCUAAUCUGGACCUCCCAGCUGGUGAACCUGAAUUAUUCUUUCUGUCCUCCAAAAGAAGAUGUCGGAAGCUGAUCAGGUGAAGGAUUUAAGACAUAUGCAUUCUGCUUCAUUCUCGGUGUAGUCUAGGAGAAAAUGGGUAAAGUCUUCACUAUGUACAGAAAAGAAUGGUGGGAUGUAAUUCACUACGCUUGUGUCUCAGGAACAGCAACUUUAAAUUCGUGCCUUACUUGUUUGUGUAUGUCAAAUGUAUAUUCUGUGUGUGUGUGUUUAGGGGUUUUUUCUUAUAGGGGUCUCUUAAACUCUCCUUUUUAAAAAAGUUUAGUUGAUUGGGAUGGGGGUUUUCUGUCUUUCAAAAGGGCUGUGGGAGUUCACCUCUAUAAUGUAACAGCCACUUAAAUUCUGACUCAAAUGAAGGAUGAAUGGAAGGUGAGGCCAAACAUAGGAGUUGUGUGUAAUACUGCCAGACUUUGUUGUUUAUAUAUAUAUGAAGAUUUUUUUUAAAUGCAUAUUUUGCACUGGCCAUUCUACUGUUGUACUGAAGAAAAGUCACUGCUGUAUUUAGACUCUGUGCUCCAGUAAAAAUGCAAAUAAACUCAUUUGUAAGAAAUACA
Molecule: messenger RNA, 5156 nt
Organism: Anolis carolinensis (green anole)
Lineage: Eukaryota; Metazoa; Chordata; Lepidosauria; Squamata; Anolidae
Gene: tfcp2l1
Product: transcription factor CP2 like 1
Exons: 15
Coding region: 135-1562 (475 amino acids)
Biological process (GO): regulation of transcription by RNA polymerase II
Cellular component (GO): nucleus
Molecular function (GO): DNA-binding transcription activator activity, RNA polymerase II-specific; RNA polymerase II cis-regulatory region sequence-specific DNA binding
Source: RefSeq, a predicted model, not a curated record